AGGUGGUGGUCCUAGACGAUAGAGCAGCGAAGAAGACUAUAGUCAUGACUGUGGAUCAGGUGCAGCUCUCGGACAUCAAGCGAGCCCAUGAGCUCAUCAGACCGCACGUCCAUCGGACGCCGCUGUUGACAAGUCGAACGCUUGACGAGCUCGUGACAAAGGCGAUCGGCUCGCCGGUUCCUGUCCGGUUGGCGUUCAAGGCGGAAAAUGUCCAGGUGGUGGGCGCCUUCAAGAUUCGAGGGGCCACAAACGCCGUCCUCACUCAUCUUGAGCGGCUCAAAGCCGAACACGGUCCAGACUUCGAUCCGAAAAAGCUGUGCGUCGUCACGCACAGCAGUGGAAACCACGCGGCGGCCAUUGCACGCGCAGCACGCAGCGUUGGAGCAAGCGCAGCCAUCGUGAUGCCUCGAACGUCACCGCAGGUGAAAAAGGACGCCGUGGCAGGCUAUGGCGCUCGAAUUGUCGAGUGCGAACCGGUGCUGGCUGCACGCGAGUCGGCAGCGGACCUGCUCAAAGAGGAACUCGAGACCAACGGAAGCGGAACGGUGGUCCAAUUCAUCCAUCCGUACGAUGAGGAACUCGUGAUUGCGGGCCAAGGAACCCUGGGCUUGGAGCUGAUGGAUCAGGUGCGGGAGCUUCAAGUGCCCAGCGGAUCUAAGCUCUCCUCUGCCCUUGCUCCAUCUCCAGACGUAGAGGACAACUGUUCGUGGAGGUCGAGAGACGAGGGAAAGGAGCCCGUCGUCGACUUUGUGAUAGGUCCCGUCGGCGGCGGUGGCAUGCUCAGCGGUCUCUCGACAGCCGUCAAAGGUCUCGAUAGCAGGGUCACCGUCAUUGGUGCUGAGCCUGAGAAAGCCGACGACGCCUUCCGCUCGUUCCAGACUGGCCAGUUGCAAGACGCCAUCUCGCCGCCUCAGACGAUCUGCGACGGCCUCCUCACGGCACUCUCACCUCGAACCUUGUCCCACAUCCGCACCCACGUAUCGUCGAUUCAUCUCGCUUCGGAACGAUCCAUCUUGUCAGCCCUGCGCCUCGUCUGGGAACGCAUGAAGCAGAUCAUCGAGCCGAGCGCUGCAGUGGGUCUCGCCGUAGCGUUCGAUAACAAGGACUUCCACCAGCAAGUGCUGCGGAUCGCAGGUAGUGCUAAAGAGGAAGUGAGGAUGGUCCUCAUCUGGACAGGCGGCAACGUUGAGCUUGAGAAGAUCGUUGCGGCACUCUCAGCGACAGCGUCUUCUUCCUAGCAAGCAAACGUCAGUCCUGAGCAUAAUUGUAUGAACAGUAUGUAUAGCCUUGAAUAGUCAACACAGAAAGUGAAGAGCUGUAAUGUACAAGGUGAGGAUAGCGUAGCGGAAGAGAGAGAUGCAUCGGACGCUUCUGUACUUGUACAUGAUGUUGCUGAGUGAAUCGACUCCGGCGUGAAGAAGGAUGAGUGA
Molecule: messenger RNA, 1430 nt
Organism: Acaromyces ingoldii
Lineage: Eukaryota; Fungi; Basidiomycota; Exobasidiomycetes; Exobasidiales; Cryptobasidiaceae
Product: tryptophan synthase beta subunit-like PLP-dependent enzyme
Exons: 3
Coding region: 45-1238 (397 amino acids)
Biological process (GO): D-serine biosynthetic process; L-serine metabolic process; pyruvate biosynthetic process
Molecular function (GO): D-serine ammonia-lyase activity; ATP binding; L-serine ammonia-lyase activity
Source: RefSeq, a predicted model, not a curated record